Molecule: messenger RNA, 2238 nt
Organism: Falco peregrinus (peregrine falcon)
Lineage: Eukaryota; Metazoa; Chordata; Aves; Falconiformes; Falconidae
Gene: UCK1
Product: uridine-cytidine kinase 1
Exons: 7
Coding region: 71-889 (272 amino acids)
Cellular component (GO): cytosol; cytoplasm
Molecular function (GO): kinase activity; ATP binding
Source: RefSeq, a predicted model, not a curated record
CCCGCCCAUCCGCGCCCCGCCCCGGACUACAGCUCCCGGCAGCCCCCGCGGCAGCGCCCCGCGCCCCGCCAUGGCCUCCGCCGGCGGCCCCGAGCCCGAGCGGCCGCACCCCAAACCCUUCCUCAUCGGCGUCAGCGGCGGCACCGCCAGCGGCAAGUCCACCGUCUGCGAGAAGAUCAUGGAGCUGCUGGGGCAGAACGAGGUGGAGCAGCGGCAGCGGCAGGUGCUGAUCCUCAGCCAGGACCGAUUCUACAAGGUGCUGACGCCCGAGCAGAAGGCCAAGGCGCUGAAGGGCCAGUACAACUUCGACCACCCGGAUGCUUUUGAUAACGAUUUGAUGCACACAACCCUGAAAAAUAUUGUUGAGGGCAAAACGGUUGAGGUGCCCACGUACGACUUCGUCACGCAUUCUAGGCUGGCAGAGACGACGGUGGUCUAUCCUGCCGAUGUUGUCCUCUUUGAGGGGAUCCUGGUUUUCUACAACCAAGACAUUCGGGACAUGUUCCAUCUGCGGCUCUUUGUUGAUACAGAUUCUGACGUCCGGCUGUCGCGCAGAGUGCUGCGAGAUAUGAAACGCGGGCGGGACCUUGAGCAGAUCCUCACCCAGUACACCAUGUUUGUCAAGCCUGCCUUUGAGGAGUUCUGCUUACCGACAAAGAAGUACGCAGAUGUGAUCAUCCCCCGAGGCGUUGACAACAUGGUUGCUAUAAACCUUAUAGUGCAGCACAUUCAAGACAUCCUAAACGGAGAUAUCUGCAAGUGGCAGCGAGGGGCGGUGAACGGACACGGUCGGACCUACAAGCGCCCAUUCCCUGAGCAAACGGAGAGCAGCAGCGUGCUAGCGGCCAGCAAACGCUCCCACCUGGAGUCCAGCAGCCGGCCGCACUAACCUGCCAGCAUCUCGGGGAGUGGCCUCUGGGCCAGACCACCGCUGAGGACAACUUUGGGGAAGGACUUCAACAGAACGGUUGGUGAAGUGCCCUUUGAGUCAUACUAGCAGCGGAGGGGAUGCUGGUGUGAAACUUCUCACAGAGGGGAGGGGAAGGAGUUGGCCUGCUGCCCUCUCCCCUCCAAACCCCCUCCCUGCUCUCCCUGCCAUGUCUGGAGUUAUUACAUCACUUGAUGAAGUGGUUAAGGCAGUGCUACUUGCCUUUUUUUCAUUUUCAAAAUGGGAUCUAAUGCCGAAGUCUCCCCUGAAAAUUAAACGCCACCAGGUGAUUAGCAGGAUACACCCCCUUUCCCCAGUGAUGAUUUUCCUUUGCAGGAAAAUUACCUGUGAAAAAACCUGGAAAAUGUCCAAAAGGAGAACCAGUCUCUCUGUCCAAGACUAGCUCGCACCCUGUUAAUUUUAACAAGCAGGUGCAGUCCUUACUUUUCUCCACCUUGUUGGCACCUCGAGUGCUGGCAGUGCUCUCCUGCUGGCCAUCCUUUCUAGCCUGUAGCAGCACGUGGGGGCAGGAAUCUCUCCCGAGACAGAGAGGAGACAGGGAUGUCUGUGACAAAUGGGAACUUGCAGUUCAUCAGGGAACAGGCUCAGGAAGUUGUGUGAUUUGGGCUCCUAACUUGUUCCUUUCCAAGCUCUCGAACCUUGCUACGCUGUAUGAUUAUUUUUUUGUACCCAAAUAAGUCUCCUUUACCACAGUGACUGAAUGUGUGAGCUCCAGCUGGAUUGAGUUGCUCAUGGAAAGAGAAACCUGACCUUGUCAGUAUUAGUGGCUUUUAGGGCAUUUCUGUCCUGCUGGUUGCAGAUUCUGCUGGGCGGGAUCUGUCCGCUUCCAGAGCUGGGUGGUAAGACCAGCAAGGGGGAAAGCUGUGAAUCGGGAGACCCUCCUGAUGGCACAAACGGCUGUCUGGGUGUGCUUCUACCCUCAGACAGGGUCACAGCGUUCCCCUUGCACUUGGGCAGUUUAAACUCAAGAAUGUCUGGCUUUCUAAAAAGAGCAGAUCAGAGGCUGGAAGUAUAAACAGUGACAUCCCAGUUUACUCCAGAUAAGUGAUACUGCAGCAACAUGAAGCUUCUAGAAAAAAAAUUCUGAAAUGAAGUGCCAGUUGGGUCUUUGAGAAUGUCCUUGUGAUAACCUUCUUGAGUCUGGACUCUACGGUCUGUUUUAAGAAUGAGGGUGGGUGGGGAAAUACUAUUAAGAGGAACUUUUUCAUAUUUGCCAGUUUUCUCAAACCAGGGUCGGGCUGUGAUGGUUGUGGGUAUGUUACUUUGGCUAAUAAACUAAUGAACAAACA